CGGGCUUUCUGCGUACCGGCGCUUCUGCAUCCUCCCGCACACAGUGCCGAUUCUGCUCUAGCUGCUCUGUGGCAGCCCCGCGACCGGUCGUGACCAGAUCCAGCUUGCAGCCCAACUUUAUUCACUUGAGGCGGCGGCCAGCGCGGAGCAAACAUGAAGCGGCUCCGGGGUAUUUUGCUGUGUAUGCUGCUGGCGGCUGCGGUCCCCACUGCCCCUACUCCUGCCCCGACGGUCACUUGGACUCCGGCGGAGCCCGGCCCGGCUCUCAACUACCCUCAGGAGGAAGCUACGCUCAAUGAGAUGUUUCGAGAGGUGGAGGAGCUGAUGGAAGACACUCAGCACAAACUGCGCAGCGCGGUGGAGGAGAUGGAGGCAGAAGAAGCAGCUGCUAGAACAUCCUCUGAGGUGAACCUGGCAAGCUUACCUGCCAACUAUCACAACGAGACCAACACAGACACCAGGGUGGGAAAUAGCACAGUCCACGUGCACCAGGAAGUUCACAAGAUAACCAACAACCAGAGUGGACAGAUGGUCUUUUCUGAGACAGUCAUUACAUCUGUAGGGGAUGAAGAAGGCAAGAGAAGCCAUGAAUGUAUCAUUGAUGAGGACUGUGGGCCCACCAGGUACUGCCAGUUCUCCAGCUUCAAGUACACCUGCCAGCCAUGCCGAGACCAGCAGAUGCUAUGCACCCGAGACAGUGAGUGCUGUGGAGACCAGCUGUGUGCUUGGGGACACUGCACCCAAAAGGCCACCAAAGGUAGCAAUGGGACCAUCUGUGACAACCAGAGGGAUUGCCAGCCUGGCCUGUGUUGUGCCUUCCAAAGAGGCCUGCUGUUCCCUGUGUGCACACCCCUGCCUGUGGAGGGGGAGCUCUGUCAUGACCCCACCAGCCAGCUGCUGGACCUCAUCACCUGGGAACUGGAGCCGGAAGGCGCUUUGGACCGAUGUCCCUGUGCCAGUGGCCUCCUCUGCCAGCCACACAGCCACAGUCUGGUGUACACGUGCAAGGCAUCUUUCGUUGGCAGCCAUGACCACAGUGAGGAGAGCCAGCUGUUGUCCAGGGAGGUCCUGGAUGAGUACGAAGAUGUUGGCUUCAUAGGGGAAGUGCGCCAGGAGCUGGAAGACCUGGAGCGGAGCCUGGCCCAGGGGAUGGCAUUUGAGGACCCCGCCCCUGUGGAGUCACUAGGUGGAGAGGAGGAGAUUUAGACCCAGACCCAGCUGAGUCGCUGGUAGAUGUGCAAUAGAAAUGGCUAAUUUAUUUUCCCAGGAGUGUCCCCAGGUGUGGAAUGGCCACAGCUCCUUCCCAGUAGCUUUUCCUCUGGCUUGACAAGGUGCAGUGCAGUGCAUUUCUUCCAGUUGCCCCACUUCUCUCACUCGGGAAGGACAGGCAUGGCGGGUAAGGGCGUGUGAGCCGUCCCACAUUGUCGCUAGACAUGCUGUCUUGUUCUUCUCGGAUCGAAGAUGUUUGAAGGGAGAGGAUGGGAAGAGGUGAAGUCUGCCCAUGAUGGGUCUGGGGGAUAUAGGGAGGGGGUGCCUGCCUGGCAAACGUGGACUUGGCACGUAGCCAUUGCUUUUGUCUUGUGGCCGCUCCAUGGGCGGAGGCAGUGGCUACGCCGGAGCUAUGCUGCUCUUGUGGCCUCCCACACAUUCACCCCUGUGUUUCAGCUCCUACCUCACUGUCAGCACAGCCCUUCAUAGCCACGCUCCUGCUUCUGCUACUCACCACAGCCUGGGAGGGGACUGGAGUGGCUUUCUUUCCAAGCCCCAUGCUCUCUCUCAACCCCACACCAGCCUUGGUGGCACCAACAGUCCUUCCAAACAGGUGGGAGUGAAAUCCUUUGGUUUUUACUUUUUACUCCUCCGGCGCAUGCCUGGACUGAAGGUCAGGCUAGUUUGCAUGUCCCUCUAAGGUUAGUAGCAGAGUGGCCGAUACUGUCCUCCACUAUCUGCUUCAAAACCCCUGAAAGCCAGUGUUUGGAGUGCAGUUUGUGUAAAUUAAUUUGCAGGAAAUAUACUUGGGUAAUUGCAGGGCCAGGAUUGUGAAUGAAAUUUGCAAGGUCGCUUAGCGACAAUGGAAAGUCUUUCUCAAUCACAAGAAAAACCAAGCCAGGCUGUGUAAAGUACAGCUGUGACGUCCAGACAGAAGGCUGGACUGGAUGUCGGGCCUCAGAUGACGGUUUCAGGUGCCAGGAACUAUUUCCAUUCUGUAUUUAUCCAGAGUUAUUAAAAUUUAAAAUUGCACACAGUUGUAGAAGCAUGCUUUUUUCUUGAGUUUUAAAUUAUGUAUACACAAAACAUAUUGCCCUCAAAGAUCAUGCAUAAAUCACUACUCUUUGGUAAUUCUUGGACUUUUCUCUUUGAUUUUUCAAUAGAUAUAAACCCCCUUCAUGCAAAAAAUAAAAUAAAACAAUCUGUAGAAUAAAGAGACAAAAAAUGUUCCAUAGAAGCAUAUUUUCCAGGCAUCUGGAACUCACCUCUUUUAGAAUCGGAAUAUGUUGGAACUCUUAUCCUUGUCUGGAUAAGUUUUAAGAGAGAAAAUACUUUACCAUCUCCUGAAAGAAUAAAUGGAAUAUAUGAGUCUUCAUUUGGAGGCUCUCUGUUAUCAAAUGCAGUUCUGGGACUGUGCUAGCAUUGUUACUGUAACAAAACAGCUGAAGUAAUGAACUUGCCUAUUUUAAAAAAAGGGUUAAUUGGCGUCACCAUCUCAGGUUUCGGUCAUGAUCCUAUGGCGUUCAAACUGUGGAGAGGCGGGACAGCGUGGCAGGGCCAUGUGGUAGAGUCAAGCUGCUCCCUUUCUGGCUAAAAGAGAGAAGAGGGCAAUGUGCAGUCUUGCCCAGGGCACACCUUGCCCCAGGAUCUGGGCACUCUCACAAGGACCCACCCCUUAAAGGUGGGACGCUCUGCAGCUUUGGCUUUAGUUACUCUGGGCGCCAUGAUCAAACAGUCAGCAAGAAGCAGCCUGAGGGAUGAGGGUUGGUUUUGAAGCCUGGCGGGGAAGGCAUGGGGUGAGAAUGCGGGGCUGCCUCCCUCGGUAUGGAGGGAGGGUCAGGAAGCAUUGAAAGCACAAUGUAGGGCUCAGCUUUCUCCCUCUUUCCCUUUUUGUUUAUUCUGGGACCCCAACCCUUGGGGUGGUGCCAGCCACACUAAAGAUGAGUCUUCUUUCCUCAGAGCUCUCUGGAAACUCCUAGCCUCAUAGAUAUGUGCAGAGGUGUGCCCCUAAAUGGUUCAAAUCCAUUCGGUUCUAAGACAUGGAAAUGCUAUAUACUAACUCUUCCACGAAGCACCGAGUACCUCUUAAAAGCCUCUAAAUCUCAUCUGAAGAUAUCACAGUAAAGAGAUGUAAACAUUUAGAAAAUCAAUAAAUGUAAUUGAUGAAGUCA
This is a messenger RNA of Apodemus sylvaticus (European woodmouse), 3380 nucleotides long. RefSeq names its product dickkopf WNT signaling pathway inhibitor 3 (gene Dkk3). Gene Ontology annotation, biological process: multicellular organism development; negative regulation of canonical Wnt signaling pathway. The coding region runs from base 154 to 1206 and encodes 350 amino acids. Gene Ontology annotation, molecular function: co-receptor binding; receptor antagonist activity. The record is from RefSeq and is a predicted model, not a curated record. Lineage: Eukaryota; Metazoa; Chordata; Mammalia; Rodentia; Muridae. Gene Ontology annotation, cellular component: extracellular region. The transcript is spliced from 8 exons.